Molecule: messenger RNA, 11427 nt
Organism: Corythoichthys intestinalis (scribbled pipefish)
Lineage: Eukaryota; Metazoa; Chordata; Actinopteri; Syngnathiformes; Syngnathidae
Gene: grm5b
Product: glutamate receptor, metabotropic 5b
Exons: 18
Coding region: 430-4185 (1251 amino acids)
Biological process (GO): G protein-coupled glutamate receptor signaling pathway; trans-synaptic signaling by endocannabinoid, modulating synaptic transmission; regulation of synaptic transmission, glutamatergic
Cellular component (GO): postsynaptic density membrane; plasma membrane
Molecular function (GO): G protein-coupled receptor activity involved in regulation of postsynaptic membrane potential; adenylate cyclase inhibiting G protein-coupled glutamate receptor activity
Source: RefSeq, a predicted model, not a curated record
GGGGGGUUCAUUUGUUGCCAUAGUGAAAAAGUAGAUUAACCAUAGCGAGAGGCGAUGCCAUGGUGGACGCACGAGGGAUGUUCUUCUUCUCCAAGUCCGCACACCUGUCCUGCAAGUGGAGGUUCACGUGAACAUGUCUGUCUGUUGUCAUCCAAUCUGGACUCGAGCCCUAUCCUUGAAUUGGUGCAUUCUGGACGUCUAUCAUCUUUUGAAACCCAGUCAAGGUUUUAUGAUCAAUUUCUCAAGUCACACAGCUGCAACUGCCUCUGUCAUGGUCAUGGCCCAAUGUUGAAAUCUGAAACGGAAGGAAAAGAAUGAGUUAAAACAAGCUGAAACAAGAGUGCUUUUGCUAUGGCCAGAAAAACCCGGACAAGUCAUUACCUGUGACGGCAUAUUUUCAUUGCACCUUUGGAUAGCGGAAAAACCAAGAUGAUUUUGUUUCUACUCCUCUUCUUUGUCUGGGUGGCACUUGAUCAAGCUGACUCUGCCCAGUCGAGUGAACGGCGAGUUGUUGCCCACAUUCCUGGGGACAUCAUAAUUGGAGCAUUGUUCUCAGUGCAUCAUCAGCCUCCUGCAGACAAGGUUCACGAACGCAAAUGUGGUGCUGUUCGAGAGCAGUAUGGUAUCCAGCGGGUGGAGGCGAUGAUGCACACACUGGACCGCAUCAACGCAGACCCGCACAUUCUGCCAAACAUCACACUCGGAUGUGAGAUCCGUGACUCCUGCUGGCACUCCGCUGUGGCUCUGGAGCAGAGUAUCGAGUUCAUUCGAGAUUCGCUUGUAUCCUCCGAUGAAGCGGAGGAGUGGGGUGGAGGAAACCCUUGGGGAGGAGGCGGCGGGGGUGCAGCCAUGAAGUGCGCAGACCCCUCAGCCACACCAAUGCGAGGGAAAAAGCCCAUUGUGGGUUUAAUCGGGCCUGGGUCAAGCUCAGUAGCCAUCCAAGUCCAGAAUCUACUUCAACUGUUUAACAUACCACAAAUUGCCUACUCUGCUACUAGCAUGGACCUAAGUGAUAAGAGUCUUUACAAGUACUUCAUGCGUGUGGUUCCAUCAGACGCCCAACAGGCAAGGGCAAUGGUGGACAUAGUCAAGAGAUACAACUGGAGCUAUGUCUCUGCUAUAAACACUGAAGGCAACUACGGGGAAAGUGGGAUGGAAGCAUUUAAGGACAUGGCAGCCAAGGAGGGCAUUUGCAUUGCUCAUUCUGGCAAAAUCUGGAGCAAUGCCGGAGAGCAGAGUUUCGACCGACUGGUGGAAAGGCUGAGAGCCCACCUGCCCAAGGCCAGGGUGGUGGCAUGUUUCUGUGAGGGCAUGACUGUUCGCAAUAUCCUCAUGGCUAUGAGGCGCCAGGGACUGGUGGGAGAGUUUCUUCUCGUGGGCAGUGAUGGAUGGGCGGACAGGUAUGAUGUGACAGAUGGUUACGUGAAGGAAGCCGCCGGUGGCAUAACAAUAAAGCUCCAGUCUGCUGACGUCAAAUGGUUUGAUGACUACUACCUUAAACUGCGCCCUGACAACAACCUCAGGAACCCCUGGUUUACGGAAUUUUGGCAACAUCGCUUCCACUGUCGACUGAAGGGCCACCCACAGGAGAGCCCUAAGUACAACCGCACCUGUAGUAAGCGAGAAUCUCUUCGGCAGCAAUAUGCCCAGGACACUAAAAUGGGGUUUGUCAUCAAUGCCAUUUAUUCCAUGGCAUAUGGCCUGCAUAACAUGCAACGGGCACUGUGCCCAGGCUAUCAGGGUUUGUGCGAUGCCAUGAGACCUAUUGAUGGCGCUACACUGCUGGACUUUCUGAUGAAAACUAACUUCACUGGAGUGUCUGGGGAGGGAAUCCUCUUUGAUGAGAAUGGUGACUCUCCUGGCAGGUACGAAAUCAUGAAUUUUAAGAAGAUGGGGAAUGACUAUUAUGACUACAUUAAUGUGGGCAGUUGGGACAACAGUGGAUUGAAAAUCGAUGAUGACGAAAUCUGGUCAAGCAAGGAUGUUGUCAUCAAGUCCGUUUGCAGUGAACCCUGUGACAAAGGACAAAUUAAGGUUAUCCGUAAAGGUGAGGUGAGCUGCUGUUGGACGUGCACUCCCUGUAAAGAAAACGAGUUUGUGUUUGAUGAGUAUACCUGCCGAGCUUGCGACCUUGGCUCCUGGCCCAAUGAUGACCUGACAGGAUGUGAUGCAAUCCCAGUGGAGUACCUACGAUGGGGAGACCCUGAACCCAUUGCUGCUGUGGUAUUUGCCUGCCUUGGACUUAUGGCCACAUUCUUUGUUACUGCCGUCUUCAUUCGGUUCAGGGACACUCCUGUGGUGAAAUCCUCCAGUAGGGAGCUGUGCUAUAUAAUACUGGCAGGUAUAUGCCUGGGGUACUUGUGUACUUUCAGCCUCAUCGCCAAACCUCAUGUCAUCCAUUGCUACCUCCAACGCCUGGGAAUUGGCCUGUCACCUGCGAUGAGCUACUCUGCUUUGGUCACCAAGACCAACCGCAUUGCACGGAUCCUGGCAGGAAGUAAAAAGAAAAUAUGUACAAAGAAGCCUCGUUUCAUGUCUGCCUGCGCUCAGCUCAUCAUUGCCUUCCUGCUCAUACUACUGCAACUUGGCAUCAUUGUAGCACUCUUUCUCAUGGAACCACCCCAGGUUAUUCAUGAUUACCCGAACAUCCGUCAAGUCAACCUCAUUUGCAACACCACUAACCUUGGAGUGGUUGCCCCCCUGGGAUACAAUGGCCUGCUCAUCCUCAGCUGUACCUUCUAUGCCUUCAAGACCCGCAACGUUCCUGCUAAUUUCAAUGAAGCAAAGUACAUUGCCUUUACCAUGUACACCACCUGCAUUAUAUGGCUGGCCUUUGUUCCCAUCUACUUUGGCUCCAACUACAAAAUAAUCACCAUGUGCUUCAGUGUCAGCCUCAGCGCCACAGUGGCGCUUUGCUGCAUGUUUGUACCAAAGGUGUACAUCAUUCUAGCCAAACCAGAGCGAAAUGUGCGCAGUGCCUUUACCACUAGUACAGUGGUGCGCAUGCAUGUUGGUGAUGGCAAAUCAUCCUCAGCUGCCAGCCGCUCCUCUAGUCUGGUUAACCUGUGGAAACGCAGAGGCUCCACUGCAGAGACUCUUAGCUCAAACGGCAAAUCGGUGUCUUGGGCCCAGACUGAGCGCAACAGUUCUCACGGGAACCACUUGUGGCAACGCCUGUCCUUCCACAUCAAGAAGAAGGAGAACAAUCAGACAGCAGUCAUCAAGCCCUUCUCCAAGACAUCUGAGGAGCGUUACUGUGGAGGGGCUGACCUGCCAUCACAUGUGCCCCUCCCAUCCCUCCCAUCUAUUUCCUCCCUGCCUUCUCAAAGUGACGCUGGCGGGGAUAAAAAUCUGUAUGACCUAUCUGAAGCCGAGGAAAGGUAUUCCCUCACGUAUCGUCCACAAACACCCUCUCCAAUCAGCACGGUGAGCCAGAGACUUGGUGCUGGUGUGGAGGAGGAGCCUCAGAUGGCGGUUGCCACUAACUAUCCCAGCAGCUCUUGCAGCCAAAGCAGUGGCAGCAGUUACGGCCACAUUAGCAGUUGCUCCGGUGUGGCCAGAGGUGAUGGUCGUCUGAUCAUCUUGGAGGGUCGCCCUGUGGGGUGCCAAAGCAACCUGAUGGAUCAGAUAAGCUGUGUGGUGAACCGCUUUACAGCCAACAUCAGUGAGCUCAACACCAUGAUGCUGUUGUCUUCUCCCACGCAUCCCAAGGCACACAAACACUCGCCGCCAGCGCCGCACCCCACCGACCCCUAUCUUCUUCCCCGUGAGAUCCACACACCUCCUGUCCUCACCACCUAUGCCGAUGUCCAGCCUCAGCCCCCAGAGUCCAGCUUGGGACGCCGGGUUGGCUGUCCUGUUCACCCAGUCCCUCUUCCACAUCCGCCUUACCCUCUUCCACCGCCUCACCCCCAAUCCUCCCCUUCCAUUUCCCCCAUGCGAGGUGGCUUGGUCACCUGCCUCAUGGACUCCCCACUGAGAAGGGUGGAAAUGGAUGAGGAGCUUAUUGCUUUGACUCCCCCAUCACCCUUCAGGGACUUUCUGGGGUCUAGCAGUAGCUCGCCUGUGUCUGAUAUAGAUCUGUGUCUCCCCCCUGUGCCCUCCCACCCUCCCCCAUCGCCUCCUUCACCCAGGUACAGUAGACUAAACCUCAGAAACUACAGCCAGAGUUCUUCUUCACUGUGAAGCAAACAUGACAGAGGAAGACGAGCAGAUCAAGACAAGCAGAUGAAUCGACUGAAAUCCAUUCAUCUCGAAGAGGGUGUAGAAGCUUGUUGUUUACAUGUGUGCAGUGAGAUCAUAUUUUCAUCAGAAAUGGUCACAAAGGAAAUCUGUGAUUUGAAAAUAUGUAGUAAUAGGCUUAGAUUGUGGCCUUACGGUAACAUGGCUGUCAGCUAAUUAGAGAUAGCAAUUGUGCACUCAUGGUGCAUUGUGUAUGUGCGUAUACAAUGCCAUGAGUGUGUUUUCCUUGUUUUAAGGAAAAACGGGCGUAAUUGUGGACCAACCAAACGCUCCCAAAGGGCACAUAAACUGAAAUUCAGUCAAACACGCACAGUCUUGCAUGGGUACGCACACAAGAGGUAAAGCUGUAAAUAUUUCACAAGUUUCUGAAAUUCAUCGUGUUACCACAGCUGCAGUAUGUCGCUUUGCACAUGAGUAUCUUUGUAUCACAUCCGCUGUCAUAACUGUUUUGGGAUUUCAUUGGUUAAGGGUAGCACCAACGUGUUUUGUACCAGAAAAAAAGGAAGACAGACCAACAAAAACUUUGUUUGACAACUUCAGUCUGGUUGGCUACAAUCCGACCACACCAGUUAAUAGCAACUUUACAAUUGACGUCAGUCUUCUGGAGUAGAGAAUUUCGAUAUAAAAUGACUGCAGGACACUUGUGUCAUUCUCUUUCGUAAUAUUUGACUGAAUUCAUUAGAUUUGCCAGUUUCUCUUUGGGGAAAAAGGUCACCUCAUUAGCUUCUGUCAGUCUGUGGCAAAGGUGUAAACCUGAAAUUAUUCCCGAGUGUCAGUAACAGAGAAGUCUUGAUAAAGCUUCCUCUCUGCUGCAUGCAUGUUAGCUGACAGCACUUCAGGGAAAUUAUAUGUGGGGGGUAAGCUUUGACAGACAGGCAUUUUGGUCAAAUGCAAAAUUACUUCCAAGCAAUGGACGACUUGUUACCACUAUUAAACAGACAAUUAUGUAAAGUCUCUUCUUGUUGCUUGGCAACCUUACAUACAUACAAAGACUUAAGCAAUAGCGUGGAUAAUAAUCAUUAAUUCAUCAUAACAUAUAUUUGAGUUUAUUUGAUUCUUUUUUUCUAUUCCUCACCCGUAAAGCUGGUUUUCUAGAGCAGUUAAGGUACAAACAAUGUUUUCUCAUGCGUCAUUUGAGCGAUAGUCCACUAUCCCAUACAUCCCAUAGAAGAAGUCGGACAUCCGGGCAUUAAUGACGUCACCAGCCACAACAAAGCGUUGCCAUAUUGAAAACGGGGCAAAAGACGAGUCACAAGCAGUUGCUCUGUCAUGCAUUGUAAUACAAACGCGUUGAACUUUCGUCUUAUUUGCGGUCUUUUUUCCUUCGGAAUGACUAAAAGUUGCUGUGUUGCGGGUUGUCACACAAGGAAGAGUUCGGAGCCGCAUUUGAAUUUCUUCAUUCUUCCUCGUGAGAAGAAAAUGAGAAACAAAUGGCUGAAAGCAAUUAAUUGAGGAACAGCAAAAGAAGACGGUUCUGUGGACUAUUUGCGCCUGUGGGAACCUAAAUCCAAGCACAUUUACGUUUGCAGCCAACAUUUUAUUACUGAUGAGUAAACCUUAAUCAUUUUUUUUGCCCCAAUUAGCUGCUAGGAUUCAAUAGACUAGGCAGUGGUUAUUAUUACCGGAACCGACAAUUCGCAAAGCGUUAUUUUUCUUUUGCCGUGAACUGCUCUGAUGGGUCAAUCGGUAUAUUAUUGGCCAGGUGGGAAUUGGUUAUUUUGCCUUGACGUGUUCACGGCUAAAUAACGCUUGGAGGCGAAUUACCGGUUACGGUAGAAAUAAUCACUCUGUAUAUACUACCAGUUUUCUUAGUUCCGCAAAGUACAUAUUCCACGUAAUUGAUAAAGAUGAACUUACUGGGUGACUUUAUGAGGUAGUUGUAGAUGUUUCUGAACUCCACUUCAGGCCAUUCCUUUGUUUAUCCAGCUAUCAGCUGCGACUUUGUAUGGGCAGAUUUGCAAGCCAAUAAACGCUAAUUUUAAGUUGUAUCGCUUCCUCGCGUCUGUCGGCAGUGACUCGUGAUAAUAAAAAGUCAUGUUUAAGACGUUUUUAUGAACAACAGAUGCAAAACACAGCUGAAAUAUAUGAAUGUCAAACAACGUUUUUCUACGGCUGUUUAGCUGUGCGGGCCCCCUUCACAAAAUGGCGACACGUUGCUAAGCGAGGUGACGUCAUCGUGACAUCACGCCAACUUCCUCCAUUGGCCCCAACGUUCAACUGUCAGUGUUGCGCGUUUACAGAAAGUCAUAAUUUAUUAGCUAUUUCAUCCAGCAAGGUUAGCUUGCGCUCAUCUGGUUUUUAACAUUGUGCUACAGAUGAAAAAAAACUUGACUUUGAAAGAAAAUAUAAAAUGGACCAUUUACAACUACUUGCAUACCAACAGAGAAAAUAGGCAUUUUACAGUAUGACACCAGAAACUGUGCUACCACUCUGAAUGUGUCAGUGAACAUUCCAAUUCAGAUUUCAUUAUUUAAUAUGAUUGCUGUGCCAAAGGGUUUGGGGCAGAGCUAUCUUUUACGCUUUAUUAGUAAAUAUGUGGUUUCCUAAAAACAAACAAACAAAAAAAAAGUAAAUGUUUUUAUUGUAUUUUGGUAUUUUAAAAUUGAUCGUUAUGUUCUUUUCAUUGUAUAAAGCAAUAGUACCCAUACAUAAAAGUGGGUUUUCUAAUAAUUUAAAAGAAAUAUUUCAAGUACUUCUACAUUCUCUGGUGUUUGCCAAAGCAUGCAUUGCCAAAACACCCUUGCAUUCACUGAAAUCUCUUCAAGGCGAGAACCGGUCGUGGAUUGCUGAUCUUGUCUAGUCUUAUAGCUGCGUGUGUGAGAUAGAGUGGGGAUUUUUGACAUUGUGACUUGGUUGGCAAUCCUGAGAGACAGAAUCACUGUUAUUCCAUGUAAAAUUGAAUUUAUUCCAUGCAUCAUCAUCUUCAUUUUUCUUCUGAUCAAGUCAUAUUAUAUGAUUACUGUGUGCCGAAAUAGACCGUGAACCCCCAAAAUAAAGCCACUGCUGUGAUGGUGGUGUGAUUUGAAACACGUUGUUUUAGGCUACUGAAACUGACUGCACUUUGUGCUGAGCAACAGCAUGGUGCACUCAUUCCAGCCCCUCGCCUGCGUGUUAUCUGCCCCCUGGGUGGAACUAUUUGCUGCCUAAGCAGCCAAAGACAGGAUCAAUGCUCACAUUUCAUUUCCUACUGGGACUCUGCAAUGUGGCAUCAGCCUAUAUUAAAAAUCACGUGACUGAUUAGAAAGAAAAUUGUUGAAGGGACAAUCAUUUUGGAAGGAAAUCAAAAUUCCCUAUAUUAAUGUCUGCUGUCAAAUAUGAUCUCCUGAUGAUGUGCUACAAAAAAUCCUGUAACACAAUUUAUGUUCCGCGCUCCAAAGAAUUGGAUUGAUAAUCCUCAUAGAGAUUUUUAAUCCAAAAGCGCUCAUCUGCUGAUCAUAGGAAACAAUCUCUAGGUUAUGUAAUCCCAAACCGUUUGGUUUUAGUCCGGCCAAUACAUUGAUAAUGAGCAGGUGGCUGUUUCAUCUACAACACUGUUAAAAAAAGAACACAAAGCAUGUUGUAAUCUAAUAUAUUGACGUCCUGUUAUAAUUGGCCACGUGUGCUAUUGCUAAAUGAGAACCAAUUCUUUUUUUAUCGAGCGGUUAUCCAAAUAAAUUGAAUUUGAACAGCCAAUAUUUACCACGAAUCUAAAUCAGAUACAGUGGUAUGAAAAAGUAUCUGAACCUUGUGAAAUUUCUCACAUUUCUGCAUAAAAACAACAUCAAAUGUGAUCUGAUCAUUGUCAAAAUCACACAGAUGAAAAGAAAAGUCUGCUUUAACUAAAACUACCUAAACAUUUAUAGGUUUUCAUAUUUUAAUGAGGGUAGUAUGCAAACAGUGACAGAAGGAGGGAAAAAUAAGUAAGUGAACCAUCACAUUUAAUAUUUUGUGCCCCCCCAUUUGGCAGCAAUAAGUUCACUGAUACACUGAACAGACUGAUAACUGCAGAUCAGUCUGGCACAUAGAUCAGGAUUAAGCUUGGCCCAUUCUUCUCGACAAAACUGCUGUAGUUCAGUCAGAUUCCUGGGAUGUCUGGCAUGAAUCGCUGUCUUUAGGUCAUGCCACAGCAUCUCAAUGGGGUUAAAGUCUGGACUUUGACUUGGCCACUCCAGAACAUAUAUUUUGUUCUUCUGAAACCAUUCUGAAGUUGAUUUACUUCUGUGUUUUGGAUCAUUGUCUUGUUGCAGCAUCCAUCCUCUUUAUAGCUUUAACUGCCUGACAGACGACCUCAUGUUUUCAUGCAAACCAUCCUGAUAAACUUUUGAAUUGUUGGCAAGUUGUCCAGGCCGUGAGGUAGCAAAACAGCCCCAAAUCAUGAUGCUCCUUCCACCAUCCUUCACGGUGGGGACGAAGUGUUGCUGUUGGAGAGCUGUUCCAUUUUUCCUCCACAUAUGAGGUUGUGUGUUACUCCCAAACAAUUCAACUUUGGUUUCAUCAGUCCACAAAAUAUUUUGCCAAAAUUUCUGUGGAGUGUCUAAGUGCCUUUUUGUGAACAUUAAACGAGCAACAAUGUUUUUUUUAGACAGCAGUGGCUUCCUUUGUGGAGUCCUCCCAUGAACACCAUUCUUGGCCAUAGUUUUAAAUAUAGUUGAUGUGUGCACAGAGAUAUUGGACUGUGCCAGUGAAGAUCAGAUCACAUUUGAUAUUAUGCAGAAAUGCGAGAAAUUCCAAAAGGUUCGGAUACUUUUUUUUAUACCACUGUAUGUUCUCCUCAGUGUAUGCCGUGUAUAUUUUUACCCACUUGCAUGUACAGUACAGCAUUUGUUAGAAAUAUUGUAUAGUGUGUCUGAGUCAUCUCAGUCAAGUCGGGGUAAAUCCAGAUUCAAUGAGGAUUUACUUUUACCAAUGUGGUUUUCCAACUUUCCAGUUUUAUGGAAUGCAGCAGUUUCCCAUGCAGUUAAACAAACAAACAAAAAAAAGAACGUUUUUGACUGACCUAAGAUUUUUAUUUUGUGUGUGCAGACAGAGACAGAAAGGCAUAUUGGAUAGGAAGUGCAGGAAAAAAGAUUGAACACAAAAAGACUUAUCAGUGUUGUUCUGAAUAUUAAGUAGGUAAAGGCUGCGUACAUGUCUGCCUUUGCAAGACAGGCUGAGUGCAAUCCAGGACAUGAGUGGUGAUGCCUAGGUGUCUUAAAUAUGCCAACAGUAUUUUUGUAUUGUGUGUCCCGCUGAUGAUGAGUAGUUUAAGUUAUGAUUUUGAAUUGCAUUUUAGCUGUAGGUUAUACUGUAUAUGCUAACAUGUUAUUAAUUCAAGUCUCUUGUGUUAUGGAUAAAUGAGAGGUAGAGUAUAAGUGAUUCAUAACCAAAUAAAAAACGGGCACAUCUCAUUACUGAUUCAUUUUUUGGGGUGAUACAGUGCAAUCUUGGGUUACAUAAUGAAUUCCCCCAGUGAGCCCGCUAGAAAACUAAAAUGUUUGCAUAUGGAAUUAACGUUUAUUGGAAUGAAAUUCAUCCAUUCCAUUUUCCAGUUAUUUUUUUAUUUUCCAAAGGGUGUGAGCUUCAAGUAAACACUGCAACUAAGAAGCAGAGAGCAAAUUCUUGGCCGAAACCGAAUAUUGAAAACACUUGGCCGAAAAACCAAAAGGAUGAAAGAUGUGCAUGCAUACAAUUCAUUUUUUAAUUUCUUAUUAAUUAUUUCAUUUCAUUACCGAUUAAUGCCAAUUGCCUUGGCAUUCGUUCGACAACCCCGGAGGCUCAAGAAAGUUUGAAAGGUGCCGAUUCUGAAGCCUCAUGGGCAGGGGCGGAUCCACAAGGGGUGUAACAAUUAGUCGAUGUGGAUCAAUACUAGAUCAAUUAGUUAAGCACGAUUGAAUGUAAUUCGAUCAAAAUUCAAAAUGAUUAUAAUUUGAAUGUCCCGUUUUGUUAAAAAAAAAAGUUUUCUUCAUUAAAAGAAUCCGAUGUGUAAUCAACAAAAUUGUCAAACACAUAAAAACAAUUUGUAUUUCUUAUUUCUUUAGGUAAAUUGGAAAUGAUUGUAUUAAAUAUGAGAUGUAUUAAAGAGUCGAUAAUGUAUUAUGCCAUAGUGAAAUAUUUGCCAACCCUCAGAAAGUUCCUGUCCCCCUCUCGUCAUUCCAUAAAUAUAUUUCUAGAUCCGCCACUGCCCAUGGGUGGGUGUGUUCCCGGCGGCAGUGAGCGCUGGUGUCGUCAUAGCAUUCUGUUUGGUGUACAUACACACACGUUACGGCAUAAGAAACCUAUAUAAAUGCGCUUUCAUGGAAGUUUGGGACACUCCAAAAAUGGAUCUAUCGCCUCCAAUUGCUAAGCUAAAUAAGACCUCAAUAUACGUUUUUGUGGAACCCUCUAUUUUUGCGUUCUCGCUGAAACUAAGCUCUUUGCAAGGCAAUUAGAAUCUCUCCCACUCCUUAAAAUAAGACUUGGUAUUUUUUUGUGCAACAAGUGGAAUCGAUUGAGAGCCAGGCGAGUGGGCUGAGCUGUACCGGCGACGAAGCCGAAAGAAGUCCCUUCCGGUCGGAUUAAACGGCGACCGGCAGUGGGGGUGGGGAAGUCGCAGGAAAAAAAUGUGACAAAAAUUGGAAGUGUUCGCAUUAUAAAUUUAUUGUACUAAACCACAGCCAUAGACUUCAUUAUGAUAUUGACGGGCCAUGGGGCGCAGGGCCAAUUAAUAGGGGGCCUUUCGCCGUCAAAGCUGACUGAGUGGAAACACAGACAAAGAGCUUUUUACGUUGAAAUUCUUGUCAAUAAAUGCUUAAAUCCCUGAAUUUUUUAUAGAUAUGGACUUUAGCGAUGGGAUGCUCGAGCCUUCCUGCUCAAAUCUGAUUCGAGCAAAUGAUGUAGAGGCGUGUCAAAGCAGUGUUCCGAAAACGGCAUCGAGCAAGCCAAAAAUCACGUGACCACUACUAACGAGACCUCAAACGUCACAGAUGUGUCAGCGAGUCACACUGUUUCCACCGGAAAAUGAAAACCCGAUGGGAGCCCGCCCGCUCAAUCGGUGGGAACGCAAUAAAAAGUGGCAGAAUAACGCAGUUAUUCAGCGGUUUUUUGAGAGGAGGAAUCUUCGCGAGUGCUACAAAAAUUUAAUCAUUUUCAAGUCAGCAGUGAGACUAUCAUUUUCAGUUUUAAUUUCAUUAAAUUCAUUCACAUUCUUAUACACUAUAUAGUGGCAUACAUUUAAGAUAUUUAGAAUAG